Messenger RNA from Gadus chalcogrammus (walleye pollock), 1422 nucleotides. It is a transcript of the gene rassf4a, whose product is annotated as Ras association domain family member 4a. NCBI's taxonomy places the organism in Eukaryota, Metazoa, Chordata, Actinopteri, Gadiformes, Gadidae. The coding region runs from base 120 to 1097 and encodes 325 amino acids. The record is from RefSeq and is a predicted model, not a curated record. The transcript is spliced from 11 exons. Gene Ontology annotation, biological process: signal transduction.
GAUAACGCAUCGAGGUGUAGACUGUGUCGUUAGACGUGAUACAGAGCGGCUGUACGGAUGCGUGCGUGGAUUUAAACAAGGAAAGGAAAAGCACCGGGUUAUGCUCUGCUCACAUCACAAUGGGAGAGGGACAGACCUACGUGAAGCUGAGCGCCGAGAAGCACAUCUCCAGGUCUGACGUCUUCUCGCUGCUCAGGACCUAUAACUGUUACCACGAGGGCAAGAACUUCCAGCUGAGAGCCCUGGAGGAGACAGGAGAGCUCAUCCUGGAGGGCUUGCUGAACAUCUACUGGGGUCUCCGGCGACCCAUACGGCUGCAGAUGCACGACGACAACGAGAGAUUCUGUCCUUCUGCUCCCGGCCUCAACCGGAAAGAGAAAAAUGCAGCGGUCAAGCAGUGGACCGCUGAGUCUAACAACAACUCAGAUGGCACACAGACUGAACCAGACCCAACCAGAGGCGCCAGGAGGGGUCUAGAGGAGGAGGAGGUGGAGGAGGAGGUGGAGGAGGAUGCCCCCCAGCUCCUGCGGACGCGGAGCGACGCCUCCUUCAUGGAGGUGCUGAGGAGGGUGAAGACACACAGCAACGCCCGCGACCUGCAGCGCCUCCGCACGCACCGCUUCUCCAUCAACGGACACUUCUACAACCACAAGACCUCUGUGUUUACUCCGGCCUACGGCUCAGUGACCAACGUGCGCGUCAACAGCUCCAUGACGACCCUCCAGGUCCUGAACCUGCUGCUCCACAAGUUCAGGGUAGAGAAUAAAUCGGACGACUUUGUCCUCUAUAUGGUGCAUGAGUCUGGUGAGAGGACACAGCUGAGAGAUGGGGAGUACCCACUGGUUGCCCGUGUCCUCUAUGGACCCUGUGAGAAAGUAUCCAGAAUAUUCAUCAUGGAGGCUGACCUGGGAGAAGAAGUGACCUACGAUGUGGCCCAGUACAUCAAGUUUGAGAUCCCCGUUCUCGACAGCUUUGUGGAGAAGCUGAAAGAGGAAGAGGAGCGGGAGAUAUCGAAACUGACCAAGAAAUACACCGCUCUGAAGUCAAAUAUCCUGCAUCAACUCGAGGACAAGGCUCUCUCCAGUGACACGGUUUAAAUUGAGGAGUGCCUCCAGGCUUGCACUGUGGGUGUGUGUGUGUUUGUAUGUGUGUGUGUGUGUGUGUGUGUGUGUGUGUGUUUGCGUGUGUGUGUGUAUGUGCGUGCGUGUAUAUGCGUGUGUGUGUUUGCGUGAGAGAAAGAGAGACCUUGCAAUAUUGCUGCUAGUUGACUGUUAAAGAGAUCCAACCACGCAAAGGCUGCGAUCAUUUUUUGAAUUUGUAAAAUUUAAUUCAUAGAAUACAUUUAAGAAUGUAAGAUUUGUAUUCUGCAUUUUCCAUGUUAUUCUGAAUAAAAAAUCUUUUUUCACUACAUUAUUAUAGUCA